This is a messenger RNA of Lithohypha guttulata, 2229 nucleotides long. It is a transcript of the gene MUS18, whose product is annotated as UV-damage endonuclease. Lineage: Eukaryota; Fungi; Ascomycota; Eurotiomycetes; Chaetothyriales; Trichomeriaceae. Bases 1 to 2229 code for a protein of 742 amino acids. Gene Ontology annotation, molecular function: endonuclease activity. The transcript has 2 exons. Gene Ontology annotation, biological process: nucleotide-excision repair; mitochondrial DNA repair; response to UV. The record is from RefSeq and is a predicted model, not a curated record. Gene Ontology annotation, cellular component: mitochondrion; nucleus.
AUGGCCAAGAGAAAGCGAUCCGAGGCCCAGGAGCAAACCAUAGCUCCUUCCUUGUCCCAUCUGGCUACAGAUAUUGCGUCCAUCGCUUUCUCAAAGCCGCCUGCGCCUGUUCGAAGAGCUAGUACCAGACGAGGGCAGCCACCACCCGCAGAAAACGUCGACGUGAACCCCGAUGAGAAUCCGGACAUCAAGGAUGGUCCCGAUGCUCGGUUGUCCUCUCCGGACGCGGAGACACGCGAGAAGAAAAAGCCAGUGAAAAGGACCGUGAAACAGAAAGCUGCAACCAACGGUGAUGUGGUGAAAACACCGUCCAAGCAAAACAUCAAGGCCGAGGACUCGGAAUCGCCGCUAUCUGACCUUUCCGACGUCGACGAGGCCAUAAUUGCUAAGCCUCCACCUGCGAAGCCUGCGAGCAAGAAGAAGCAGGCAGUCAAGGCAGAAGUUCAAGAUGAGGUCGAUCCCGAAGCAGAUGAAGAUGACACGGUGGAUCCUGAAGAACUCAAGCUUGCCAUGUCAAGACCACCUGCUGCCAAUAGUUCCUAUUUACCUCUACCAUGGAAAGGUCGACUGGGCUAUGCCUGUCUGAACACUUAUCUACGACAAGCCACACCCCCUGUCUUCUCCUCUCGGACCUGUCGCAUAGCUUCCAUCCUUGAGCAUAGACAUCCUCUCAAAGAUCCCUCGCAGCCCGAACACGCGACGAAGAAUCGACCUGACAAAGAUCAACCUGCGGAUGUCGCUCGGGGACAAGCAUACGUGGAAGCACUAGGUGUAGCGAACGCCAACGAUAUCCCAAAAAUGCUUCGUUGGAACGACAGGUACAACAUCAAAUUCCUGCGCUUGUCCUCUGAGAUGUUUCCAUUUGCUUCACAUGAUGUGUACGGUUACAAACUCGCGCCGUUUGCAUCUGAGGCUUUGGCGGAAGCGGGACGAGUUGCUGGAGAGCUUGGCCAUCGCUUAACGACACAUCCUGGUCAAUUUACACAGCUUGGCUCACCUCGACCUGAAGUCAUUACAGCUGCGAUUCGAGACUUGGAGUACCACUGCGAGUUACUUGAUCUGUUGAAAUUACCUCCGCAGCUCAACAAGGAUGCCGUUAUGAUCUUGCAUAUGGGAGGUGUUUUCGGUGAUAAAGAGGCCACAAUUCAGAGGUUUAGGGAAAACUACCUCAAACUACCUCAGGGCAUCAAGAAUAGACUUGUUCUUGAAAACGACGACGUUUGUUAUACCGUGCACGAUCUGCUUCCAGUAUGCGAAGAGCUCAACAUUCCCAUGGUGCUCGACUAUCAUCACAAUAAUAUUCUGUAUGACAAGGAUAAAUUGCGCGAGGGCACACUUGACAUUAUGAAUCUGUACGAUCGCAUCAAAGCAACGUGGACUCGCAAGGGAAUAACACAGAAGAUGCAUUAUUCAGAACCAUGUCCAGGUGCUGUCACAGAUCGACAACGACACAUGGACUUGAUGAUUGAGGCCAAGGACAAAGAGCAGGCGGUCUUUGAGGUUAUGCGUACAUUGAGGUUACCUGGUCAUGAAAAGAUUGGUGAUAUCGUGCCGUACACUCGCAGCGACGAGAACAGGGCGUGGAAGCCGCCAAAAAAGAAGACACCCAAAAAGAAGAAAGGUGCAGCUGCUGAGGAGGAAAUGGAAGAGGAGGCCGAACCACAACCUCCUCCAAUCAUACCAGAGGACGAGGUAGCAAUGGGUGGCCCAGACGGCCGGGUCUACUGGCACGUAGGCUUCGAAGAGUGGCUACGUCCAAAGAAACGUGAGGUUAAGCCACGGGAUCCAGAGAAAGCCAAAACAACAGCAGAAAAGGCUGCGCAAAGACGAGCGGAGAAAGCUGCAUGGCAGGCUGCACGUGAGGCAAGUGCUGAUGCACCGAAUGGCACAGAUGCGUCCAUUGCGAGUGCAUCGGAUACAGGAGCGACACCUGCUCUUGAAAUUGCAAAGACAAAGUCGGUCUAUGACAAGAGUAAGACGUCCAAAGCCAAGCCUGCCCGAGCAGGUCCUGCUGCUAAGGCCAAGAAGAACGCGAAAACUGCUGUGCCUACGCCUAGCACGAGUGAGCAGGACGAGCACGACGACGAUGUGAGCAUGCCAGAUUUCAGUGAUGGCGAGGAAGUGGUAACCAAGUCAGUAGCAACUACGAAGCCGACAUUGUCAAAAAGGCAAAGUUCAAGAGGCACAAGGAAGGCCGUAGUCAAUUAUGCUGAGGACGACGAAGAUUGA